Molecule: messenger RNA, 1590 nt
Organism: Habropoda laboriosa
Lineage: Eukaryota; Metazoa; Arthropoda; Insecta; Hymenoptera; Apidae
Gene: Orc2
Product: origin recognition complex subunit 2
Biological process (GO): DNA replication
Cellular component (GO): nuclear origin of replication recognition complex; nucleus
Molecular function (GO): DNA replication origin binding
Source: RefSeq, a predicted model, not a curated record
AUGACGUCCACAGGUGAUGACGAGAAAAGCUGCAUAGAUAAGUUAAAUAUGAUGAAGGAUGAACUUAAAAAUAUAGAAGAGAAUGUACAAAAACCAGUUGAAUUAUUUUCAAAUGAGGAUGUAAGUGGUGAAGCAUUGUAUAAAUUUGAAACACCUGGUAAAAGAAAUUCAAUGAUGCAUAAGGCACAUUUAUGCUAUACACCUGUUAGUACACGAAAAGAAAAGCCAUUGAUACCUAAAGUUAUGCUUGAAAGAGUAGAACUAAAUAGUAAAGAUCUAUUAGAAUCAUUUGAAAAAAAGUCUAUUCCUCAUGUUAGGAGUAAAUAUAAAGCUGAAUUAAAUUUAAGUGAAAGUGAAAGUAUAUCAGAACCCAGUGAGUAUGCACCAUCCGAUGAUGAUAGUGAAGAUAAAACAGAUGGUAGUGAGAAUGCAGUGUCCAGUAAUGAUGAAAUGGAUAAAACUGAAAGAAAAGUUCAAAAACAAAAAUUUAUGUUGCAUUCAAAUUUAUUGAGUACACCAAAAAGAAUAAAUAGAGGAAAUAAACCUGCAGUUAUUCAUAAAGACUUUCACAUGCAAACUGAUGAAUACUUUGCAACACAAUCAGAGAAAGUACUCACAUCUGAUAGGACAUUAGAACGUUUAUGUAAUUCCCGUUUAACAAAAGAAAACUUGGAGCAAUUAUUAGCAAAUCAAAAUUAUGUAUCCACACAGCAUACAAAGAAUAUUUAUUCAAUAACUAAAAGCUAUACCACAUUAUUUCCUAUGUGGUAUUUCAUUAUGGAACAGGGUUAUACUGUGUUACUUUAUGGUUUGGGAUCAAAAAGAUGUUUAAUUAAUGAUUUUCAUAAAAGUAUAUCUUAUCAUCCAUCAUUAGUAGUAAAUGGUUUUUUCCCUAGUUUAACUACGAAAGAAAUUUUAGAUGGUAUAAUUGUUGAUUUGUUGGAGUUACAUAGCCCUAGUAAUAUCGCGGAAAGUUGUAUAGAACUUAUUGAAAAAGCUCUGAAAAAGAAUCCGGAAGAUAGACUUUAUUUGUUAAUACAUAAUAUAGAUGGCUUAAUGUUACGUUCGAGUAAAGCUCAAGAUUUGCUGUCUUCUCUUGCAAACAUACCGAAUCUCUGUGUUUUAGCAUCAGUUGAUCACAUCAACGCACCUUUAUUAUGGGAUCACACAAAACGUUCUAAAUUCAAUUUCUUCUGGUGGGAUACAACAACAUUUUUGCCAUAUCAAGAAGAAACAUCUUAUGAAGGUUCACUUUUGGUACAACAAAGUAGUGCUCUUGCUUUGUCAUCUCUUCAUAACGUUUUCUUAUCUUUAACUUCGAAUGCUAAGUCAAUCUACAUCCUACUUGCUGAGUACCAAUUAAAAAAUUGCAGUAAUGUUAAUUACACUGGAAUGGCGUUCAAAGAUCUUUAUCGAGCUGCUCGCGAAGGAUUUCUUGUAAGUUCAGAUAUAGCGUUAAGAGCACAGUUGACUGAAUUUAUAGAUCACAAAUUAGUGAAAAUAAAACGCAACAUAGAUAGCGUUGAACAUCUUAUGAUCCCGUUAAGUAAUGGACUUUUAAAACAGUUUCUAGAGGAACAUAAGUCAUGA